UAGUGGUACAAGGUAUCGAACUUUUUGGAUAUAGAAUAAAAUUCCUAUUAUAUUAACUUUCAAAGUUUUUAUUUAUUUAAAGAAGAAUCCAUUGAACUCAAUACAAUAUUUGGAAUAAUCAUAAUCAGCGAAUGCAUUUUUAUGUCAUUUAUAGGAUAUCAUUUAUAGGAAUGUUCUUCAGCGCCUUGGUUACGGCUUUUUGUAAAGGUUGGGAUAUCUUCAUAAAAUGCUCUUUUCAAGUUGACUUUCAGUUUUGGAAAUAGAAAAUGACCACAUGGUGAUAGAUUAGACAAAUGCGGACAGUGGUUAAUGAGAAAAAACUAUUUUUUCAUCAAAACUCGUUCACUUUUUUGGUCUUCAUUUAAUUCGUAUGGACGCACGGACCCUUCUUUUACGAAAGUCUUCAGUUAAAAUUUUCCAAAUAAUGUCUUUACUCGUAUUAAAUUUCUCAGCAAACAUUAUCGUAGUAAAAUUUGUAUAGAUACCAUUAAUUUCAAAGGUUUUUCCACUAAUUCAGCACGAUUACUAGUUUCUGGACGACCUGGUCCUUAGUCGUCAUUUAAAUCCUUACGACCAUAUUUAAAUCGAUAAACCACUUAUAAAAUUGGGUUCGACUCAUAAAAUCAUCGUUAUGAGCUGUUUCCUCAAUUUGCAUAUCUCACGGGAUUUUAUCAAGUUUAACACAAAAUUUUAUAAGUGUUCGCACUUUAUAAAAAAAGUUUAACUGCACGCUUGUAUUGAAAUGGCUGUAACUUUAACAUCUGUCAUCCGAUUUACAAAAAGGUGCGUUUGAAAAAGGAUGAACGUUUUCUUUAAAUGCUGCAAAUUAAUUAACAAACAGAUAACAGAUAUGUGUUAAAAUGAUAUUAUUAAUUCAUUAUUGUUUAUGUUUAAUUUUGUACCAUCCCUCAAGAGUAAGUACCCUAAUAAACUUUUUUAAAAAGCUUUUUUUUAUAUAUUUGAAAUUUGCUUUUAAAGGGGUAGGUCGAGAGCCGUCAGAGAAGGCCUAACUUUUGAUUUAUCAUAUUACUAUGAUCUAAGUAAUUUUUCUAUUCAAAUUCAUAUUAUUAUUCAUGUACACAUAUCUUUUAAACCAUAAUUUUUAUUAUUGUACAUAUUUUAUAAAAUGUGUUCCAGUUUCAGUGUUUGUUCCCUUUUGAGACUGUUUUGAAAGACAUAUUUUACUAUGAGUGACACACUGUGCUUUAGCAACGCCGCUAUCGCUACAAAUGCAUAUUUCAACACAUUUCCACAAUCCGCUCAAGAUGUAUUUGCCUAGUUUGUCUCUCUUGCGCUCAGAAAUGCACUUCACACAUAUUGUUCUUUGUGAUAACAUGCGCAAUAUUUGCAUAACAACAGUUAGCGCGACGUCCAAAUGCAGCGUUUGCUUUCAACUCCACAUCUCCAUUCCAUUAAAUUUCUGAUUUUGCUUUUGCCGCUCUUUUGCUGCAGUUUAUAUGUAUUUUGUAGUGCAACGGUGCAUUUGCUCCCAACUCCCUCGCGCUGUAGUUGCCGGCGCUGGCGCUUUGCUAUUUGCUCUUCUUAUCAACUCCCUCCCACUCGCUGAGCAAGAUUUUGCUUUGCUUUCCAACGCGCUCUCACUUAAUUACGAGUGCCGGUGUUUUUGUGUAAAGUUCGGAAUUGUGGUGGAGUUGUGGAACUUAUUCGUAUAUCUUCAAAUAUAAUGCUGUAAUAUUUACUAGUGGCGCAUCGUUAUAAGCACAUUUUUAGGUUAUAAGCUCUUUCAUUAAAAAUUAUUUUUAAAUUCUUUCAAAUCCACUAAACACUUAUGGCUUUGUUAUCACGAUUUUCAAAGCCGCUUUGGAAGUUUAAAAGCUUCCGCAAGUAGAGCUUAACGCACACAUUCACUUGUCACUUACAUUCCACUGCCUCCGGCUUCCAGCCACUUCAUUGCUGUCUCCGCUGCGUUUGUUUUGCUUUGCGUUUUCGCUUUGUUUUUGUGUCUUUGUGCUUUUUCUCCGCUUUCUGGCAGUUGCGGCACUCAACUGAGUAACUGAGGCGCGUAGCGUCGCGCGGAUUGAAUUUUUAGCAGUUCACCUCGUCGGUCUGCUGGUUUAGUUUGCCGCAAAUAUUGUUUGAAAUUAGUUGUGUUCGUUUUCGUGCGUUCGAUGUCGCAGCGGUCGACAAAAACGGCGUUCGCGUAAAGUGCUAAAACAGUUUUAACACUUAAAGAACGCAAGGAAAAAGUAAAAAAAAAUCGCGAAGAAAUCUAAAUUGAAAUUUUGUUCAAAGUUCGUUUUUGUUGUUGCGCAUGAAAAGUUGUUGAUAUUUGUGUGUCCAAUUGUGCAAUUUAUUAAUAUUUCAGACCAAAGAGAGCAACAGGAAUUAUUGCGAAAAUUAUCAAAGAUAGCAUAAAACCGCACUAAACGCAAAAAGGUAAAAAUACAAGAAGAAUACAUAUGUAUUCCAACACAUACAUAUAAAUUACUACAUGAGUGCCAGAAUUGCUAACCAGGCAAUGCAGAAGUGAAAAUUAAAUUUAAAAAAAACCUAAAAUCAAUAAGUGAAAAAAUUAUUAUAACUAGAAAAAAUUCAAAUAUUGCAACACUAAAAUAUCCAGCCGCUAUUAAGCAAUAGCCACCAACAACAAAUAAUUGAAAAUCGUCGGUUUCAGCUCAAAUAGCUUUCCCGUCUCUGGCGCUAUCCAAACAAGGAAGCGAGAGUGAAACCGCUGACCAAAAUAGUCAGCAUUAAUAUGAAAUAAGUUAUAAAAUAAAAGUAAAGCGCAAUAACAAAGUCAUAAUAGCUUUGAAAGUGAAAACAUUUAGCCACUAAUCACAUACGUAUAUGUCAAAUUAAUCCAAAUAUCAAAACCAAAAAUUUUACAAAACAAAAAAAUAAAAAAUAAAUAAAAAUCUCACUAACCGGUGAUUAAUGCUACCAACAUUAGUUUAUUAGUUAAAAUAAAAAUUAAAAAUAAAACAAGCAUCUAUAGCAAAUACCUUCAAAGAAACCCAAAAGCAACAAAAUGCUGAAAAUUCACAUGCUGGAGCAGGUGGUGAAUACGGAGAGUCCGCAGGAUAACGCGCCACUGCCGAAAAUGUCCUCCUCCACUUCGACAUCACCGAAGCGCAGCGGCAGUGGCAGCGCUUGCAGCAGCAAUGGACGCACUCCGACCGCCUCGGCUUCGUCAUCACCGUUACAUCAUCAUCCGGUGCCGGGCGUGCCACAGCGUCAAAUAUGCGGCAGCAGCGGCAGUGUAAAGUCGGUGGGACGUGGUUCGUCACCAGGGCGACAACACGCUUUCAUGGCGGGCUCGCAAAAAGGCGGCGGCAGCGGAAGUGCGUCGCACAGUCCGGAAAAAUUGCGCGGUGCCACACAGGAUCUCUUCGAGCUGUUGGAGCGCGUACAGUGCUCUCGUCUGGACGAUCAACGCUGUGUGCUGCCAGCGUAUUUCUCACAGGCGCACCAUCGCACUUCGAAUGACGAACGUGUACCACACCCGCACGAAGGCACCCAAUCUGGCAACUUUACUCACCACAAUGGUCUGCAACACUCCGGCUCGCGCUCUACACUGCGACAUUCAAUGUCUACGACAGCCGCGAAUUCCACACCUGCUUCACCACAACUAAGUGGCAUUGGUGGCCUGGUUUCAGGCACUGGAAAUGGUGUUGGCGUUGCCAAUCAGUUACUCUCUAAUGGCCAGCAUUAUCAGUCACAAUCGUCGGUAUCUUCACAGACCUCACAAUCUUCGAUUGUGUCCACUAUACCUGCCUCACAACGUCUGUUGGAGGAUGCGCUCGCCAAGACCGCACCAUAUCCAAUGAUUAUUUUACCAUUGAACGGCGGCUACUGGGUAGAUGGCACCGAGCAUGAAUGCUCAUUUGAUGCGCGUGGCAAUCCGAUGUUGCCGCAAACUACCUGGAUGGCCAAAUUCGAGACAGACGAUACGGCAAAAUGUUAUCGUCGUUUUUAUGCGGCGCGCGAACACUCGAAUCUUGUAGGUCAAGAUGAUCUACUUGGACCGAUAUUGAUAUCAAUUAAAACAGAGAAUGUAGCAAAUCAAGAACAUGCACGCAUACUGUUGCGUCUUCGUACCGGUACAAUGCAUGAACUAAUACCUAUGUCGUGUAUGGCACCCAAUCCGACACCCGGUAAAAUUGUUCGACUGUUAAAUGAGCAAAUUACUGUGGAGAACUUUGUACCGGUGUUGUGUUCGAAGGCAUCACAAUUGAUUGCCGCAUAUGAUGAGCAUGUGUUGGUCUCGAAUUUUAAAUUCGGUGUGCUAUACCAAAGAUAUGGACAAACUACGGAGGAGGAACUUUUUAGCAACAACAAUUCAUCGCCCGCAUUUGAGGAAUUCCUAGAUGUUUUAGGUCAGCGUAUAAAAUUGAAGGAUCACAAGGGCUAUCGUGGUGGUCUAGAUAUACAGAAUGGACACACUGGCGACACCGCCAUAUAUGAAGUGUUCAAGGAACGCGAAAUCAUGUUUCACGUUUCGACAAUGUUACCCUACACCGAGGGUGAUCCACAACAGCUGCAGCGCAAACGACAUAUCGGCAAUGAUAUUGUCGCGAUCGUAUUCCAGGAAUCGAAUACGCCUUUCUCACCCGACAUGAUCGCCAGUCAUUUUCUACAUGCUUUUAUCGUAGUACAACCGCUAGAACCAAAUACUCCGAAUACACGCUACAAGGUCAGUGUGACAGCACGUGACGAUGUACCGUUCUUCGGACCGACACUACCCAAUCCAGCUGUUUUUCGCAAAGGCCAAGACUUCAAAGAGUUUAUACUGACCAAACUGAUCAAUGCUGAGAAUGCCUGCUAUAAGGCAGAGAAAUUCGCGCAAUUAGAAUUGCGCACGCGUACCUCGCUCUUACAAAGUCUAGUGGAGGAAUUGAAGGAGAAAACGCGUGACUUUUUGGGUACAGAUUUCACGAAUGGCGUAACUGUCAGCCCAACACCAGAAACACCAAAGUCAGAGAAUAGCACAGCCGGUUCGCGUUUCAUAGACACCGUAAAGAAAGCACUCAUUUCGCGCGUGCGCUCACAGAGUGUUGAUACCGGCAACAUAGCACCCAGCGUUGAGAAAUUCAGCGUCUCAACGAAGAUGAAUUCAUCCGCCUCGUCGACGACUUCGAAGAAGGACAACAGUCUAACGGAGACGCCGAAUUUGAAUGCAUGCAGUCGCACCGCUUCGAAAUCUUCCUCGAAAUCAAAAUCGUCGAACGACUCCACCUCUUCAUCGCCGGAUAUCACCUCACGCGGCCCGCUUAGCAGCAGCAACACCAUAAACAACAAUAACGCAAAUUUGGGCGGUGUAGCUUCAGCCAAGGAUAUGCAGAACGGCAAUAACGCCUCAGCACCAGUCAACGGUGGCGCCGGCGUGGCCACAAUGUCCGAAACCAGCGAUGACUCCAGUUUGAAUAGCGUAGAUCUCGAUCCGAUGAUGGGUCAUAUAGAUGGCGGUGCCGUUUACAUCGACAGUGACACCGGACUGGAAUCGAUGUCUUCCGCCGAAGCCAUGUCAUCGACGAAAGCGGCCUGUGCGCUAUGUCUGGAUGGCUCACAAAGCCUAAUGGGCUCAUCGCCAAGCAACGAAACAAUUGUGAUGGUGGAGAAUUUGCGGCAAGAGGUCACACGACUCAAAUGCGACAAAUUGGAUUUGCUCCGACAGAAUGUGACAUGUCAGCGCGAUAUCAAACGUUUACGUGAGCGCGAACUCUCGCUGCAAGGCGAUUUAGCUGCCGCCGGCAAGGAGAUACUACGUUUACGCGACCUGCUGAAAGAGUAUAUGCCCGAUUCCGCAACAGCGCCACUAUCCAUCUCACCAAUCUAAUGGAGGACGCUUGCUGUGAGAUAGUGCGCGUGUGUGUGUUUAUCUGAGUGUGUGUGUGUGUAGUUAUUGAGAGCGUGUAUUUGCUUAGCAAAUCACGUUAAAAUAUGGUGCAAGCAAACGAAAUGCGUAAGGAUCCUUUUGUGCCGUGUCAAACACUCGUGUGGGGAGUUGAGGAGCCGAAGAGCUUGGCUCUUCAAAAAACAAAAACAAAUAACUGUAUUAUAGUUGUGGUAAAUGUGCGCUGAAACGGUGACAGAGCAUGGCUGUAAGGAGUUGAUUGCGAGACAGAAACGAAAUGGGUUAAUUCAACACAAACACAAAAAGUUACACCAAAAAUUUAAUAUAGUUAUAUUUAAAGAAAAAAUAUUAAUAAUAAUAACAGCUGUAUUUAAAAGUAGGAAAAUGUAUGCAAAAAACUAAAAAAUCUCAUCAACACUCAAGCAUUAUACUUGUAGUAUACCAUAUACCACACAUAGUAUAUUUAUAUAUGUUGCACGAAGUAGCGAAGUUGCAAGUUGCGUUGUAUGUAGUGGCAUAUGCGUCACAUGUGCUCGGUAAAACUGUCAGUUAGUUAAUGCGCUAAAGCAAAUCGUUAAUUUUAGGCAAAUUUUGUGCUGCAAUCGAAAUUUAUUAAAUUUAGUGUGAAAAAUUUUUUAUUAGUACACUUUGGUCAAUUAAUGCAAUGAAAUCAUAUUAAUUUUUUUACAGUAUUUUUUUAAUGUUUUUAUUUAUUUUAUUCAAAUAUAUUAAAAAAUGAAAGCUGAGGAUUAGUAAUGAAUGAAUCAAAUUGAAUAAGGCAAAUUUUACAAAAUUAAAAUAAAAAUUAAAAUAUUGAAAUAAAAACUCAAAAGCGCGCAAGCAAUGAUUUAUACCAAUGAACGAGCGUUUAUGUUUACACUGUUUCACUACAAAUACAAAUAUAAGUAAUUUUAAGAUUUUUUUUCUAAACAUAUAAGCAUUGAAUUAUUAAGUUUAUUAAUUAACAAACGAUUUCUAUUUCAUACAUACUUACCUUUAAGUUACUAAGUCUAACACUAUACACAGUAUCUAGCACCCUUAAGCAGUAGUUUGUGCGCCGCUGUAAAGUUAAUCGCUAUAAUUUUACAGUUAAUAUAUAAAAAAAGCGCUGUAAAUAUUUUAUUUAUAUACACAUAAAGAUAUGAUUUUUUUUUAAUACAACAAAUAAGUUAGUACAAGCACACGCUUUGCAAGGUUAUAGACGUAUCGUUACUGAUAGUUGUUAAAUUUUAAUUAACAACAACAAUAAAAAUUAUAAUAAAAAUUAUAGUGUCUAGUAAAAAAAAAAUAUAAAAAUUUACAGCACAUUUGCGUGUGUGUGUGUGUGGCGUGGCAAGUACCUUAUGUGCACUCUGCUUCGCCACCAACACACUAGCAAACUCAAUUAGAACUUACAAAUUUGAGUCACAAACAGUAUCGUUGUAGCAAAAGAGUUUAAAUACAUAUUUAGUGCAAAGUAAUUAUGAAGCAUAAUAAAAAAUUACUCACGUUCAAGUUGAAACAUUUAUAUACAUGUGUAUGUAAAUUUAUUACAAUUUACCUAUACACGCCUAUUAGUAGGGAGCGUUAUGCUAUACAUACUAUAUACAUAUAUUUAUAUGUGUAUAUAAAUGCAUAUAUUUAUUUAUGUAUGUAACAUAUAACAGUUUUUUCUAUUUUGGUUUUGUUAAAAUAGUAUUUUUAUUUUUUGAAGAAUUAUUCAAAUAUACAUAAUAUAUACAUGCAAAAGAAAAAAAGAAAAUUUUGUGUUUUGUUAAUGAAGUGAGCGCGGAUUUACACAAAUAUACGAGAAAAGUCGCAAAUCUAUGUUAUCAUUACCUAUGUAUGUGUGUAUGUUCGUGCGGUGUAUACUCGCCAACUACUACAUCUAAGGCAUAGCAAUUCAUAAUCUACAAUUAAAAAAAAACAACAAAUCUACAAAUGUACUUCUGAGCAUUGAAUAACAUUCAGCACUUACAUAAACACAUGAAAUUAUUAUAUGAAUAAAUGAAAUAUUAUUGAAAAUAACUAAAAAUAAA
This is a messenger RNA of Bactrocera oleae (olive fruit fly), 7833 nucleotides long. It is a transcript of the gene RapGAP1, whose product is annotated as Rap GTPase activating protein 1. Gene Ontology annotation, molecular function: GTPase activator activity. Lineage: Eukaryota; Metazoa; Arthropoda; Insecta; Diptera; Tephritidae. The record is from RefSeq and is a predicted model, not a curated record. Gene Ontology annotation, cellular component: cytoplasm. Gene Ontology annotation, biological process: activation of GTPase activity; regulation of small GTPase mediated signal transduction.